Molecule: messenger RNA, 504 nt
Organism: Geodia barretti
Lineage: Eukaryota; Metazoa; Porifera; Demospongiae; Tetractinellida; Geodiidae
Source: the annotation of a GenBank genome assembly
AUGGGAGGUAUCGAUAUGGCCCACACACCGAAGCAGCUUGGUCACCUGGUCAUCAAGGUCCGGGACAUCGAGCGCAGCGUUGAUUUUUACACGAAUGUCCUUGGCCUCACGGUGAUGACCGGGCGCCCGGGCGGGAUGACAUUCCUGUCCGCCGACACCACCAUGUCCCAUGAGCUGGCCCUGGUCCCUCUGGGCAUGGACGCGCCCGGCCCCGAGGACCGGCGGGUGGGCAUGGCCCACAUGGCCUGGCAGAUGAACUCUUUCCGCGACCUCAAGGAGCUCUACCAGCGGUGCAAGGACCACGGCGUCCGCUUCAAGCGGCUCGGCGACCACGGCAUCUCCAUGGGCGUCUAUAUCUUCGAUCCGGACGACAACGAGAUCGAGAUCUACUACGAGGCUCCCGAGGCCGAGUGGGGCAACAAGGAAGGGUUCCUGUUCGACGGGAAUUUCCCGUGGCAGUUGGAGCCUAUCGAGGAGCCGGCAGCGGUGGGCGCCGACGACUAG